Messenger RNA from Gekko japonicus, 1660 nucleotides. It is a transcript of the gene DNASE2, whose product is annotated as deoxyribonuclease II, lysosomal. Lineage: Eukaryota; Metazoa; Chordata; Lepidosauria; Squamata; Gekkonidae. The transcript is spliced from 7 exons. The record is from RefSeq and is a predicted model, not a curated record. Gene Ontology annotation, molecular function: deoxyribonuclease II activity. Gene Ontology annotation, biological process: apoptotic DNA fragmentation. The coding region runs from base 94 to 1164 and encodes 356 amino acids.
CUCGCCCGGCUGCGCUGCGGGAGCCAGUCCGCCCCUGCUGGAAGUCGCUCCCAGAGCCCGGGAUCCUGCCAUUGCUUGACACACACACCCGCCAUGCUGCGCCUCCUGCUCCUGGCCGUGGCCCUGGCCUGCCGCCCUGCCCGGGGGGGCAUCUCCUGCUACGACGACGCCGGGCAGCCCGUGGACUGGUUUAUUGUCUACAAACUGCCCAAAUCCCAUCACCACACCCCGGCAGAAGGCAAGCGCUACAUGUACCAAGAUCAGCACACGCAGGGCUGGGUGGAAGGCAGGAGUCUCAUGGACAGAACCGAGGGAGCCGUGGGCCGGACUCUGCAACAGCUGUACGUGGAAGCCACACGGAGGCAGGAGGAAACGGCCUACGUCCUCUACAACGAUGAGCCCCCGGGAGAGUUGUCUUCCAGCAAAGGGCACACCAAAGGAGUCAUCCUUCUGGAUACUACUCAGGGUUUCUGGAUGCUCCACAGCACUCCGCACUUCCCGGACCUCCAGACGAACUAUAGCUGGCCUCGAAGCGCCCUGCUCAAUGGGCAGAGCUUCCUGUGUGUGACUUUCCCCUACAGUCAGUUCAAAGAGAUCGGGAGACAGCUGCUCUUCACAGACCCUCUGGUGUACGACUACCGGGUGGAAGGGACCUUUGCCCAAGACCUGCCCGCCUUGCUGAACGCUUCCAAGGGGUGCCACGUCCAGCAGGAGCCCUGGAACUCCAGUGUCACUUUGACGUCGUUGGAGGGGAAGGAGUUUGUCAGCUUUGCCAAGUUUGGUCGCUUUGGGGAUGAUCUGUACUCCGGCUGGCUGGCCCAGGCCCUCGCGAGCGAUCUCUACGUCGAGUUCUGGCAGAGGUCCCACGGGAUCCUGCCCUCCAACUGCUCGGGGCCCUUCCGUGUCUACAACGUGGAGGCCGUGGCCUUCCAGGAGCCGGGACCCGCCUUCUCCACCAUGGUGGACCACUCCAAGUGGUGCGUGGCGACCGAGAGCGAUCCCGGCUGGGCCUGCGUCGGAGACAUGAACCGCAACCACGCGGAGGAGUGGCGGGGGGGAGGCACCCUGUGCGUCAGGGACCCCGCGGUCUGGAAGGCCUUCCACUCCUUGGUGCAGAAGUACGCAGACUGCAAAGGGGCAGGGGAGGCCCCGCAGGACGGGUAGCGGAUUGCGGGCCGGCCUCCUCGGGCGGACCCCUCCUCUGCUUUGUUGCCCCCCCCUCUAGACACCGAGGAAAUGAAAACGGGGCGCUGCUUCUCUCUUCCACCACUGGACAAACACUGCCUCCCCUCCCCUUUUAAUGCCGGACUGGGAUAAGUGAAUUAACUGUGGAUGACGUGCUGAUGGUUCUCAUGGUGGGGAUGUUUUGGCCGUCCCUCAAUGACACCUGUACAGGAGUGAACUCCACUGGCUUCCGGACACCUGUGGAGCUGCCUUCUGCCGCGUCCGGCCAUCGGCUGUCUUCCCUGACGGGCAGCGGCUCUCCAGGGUCUCGGGCAGAGAGGUCUUCAGCACCCCCUGACCCCUUUAACGGGAGACGCCAGAGGUGGGACCUGGGACCUCCUGCGUGCCAGGCGGAUGGGCUACCUCUGAGCCACGGCCCCCUGCUGUCUUUAUUGCUGGGAAUCAGUGGUGGUGUGAGAAAGAGUAAACAUUUGUA